Molecule: messenger RNA, 1446 nt
Organism: Zymoseptoria tritici IPO323
Lineage: Eukaryota; Fungi; Ascomycota; Dothideomycetes; Mycosphaerellales; Mycosphaerellaceae
Exons: 3
Coding region: 34-1446 (470 amino acids)
Biological process (GO): mitochondrion organization; lipid homeostasis
Cellular component (GO): mitochondrial outer membrane
Source: RefSeq, a predicted model, not a curated record
CCUUACACCACCACCACCCCUCCCUCAGCCAACAUGGCCACCCCCCUCGACGAAAUGUCCGACCUGGAAAAACUCGAAUCCGGCCUCCUCGAACUCGACCCCUCCCCGAUCGACUCCCCCGAACUCCCCUCCACGCCCAAAGACUUCCCCACUCGCCGCUCCACCACCACCAACUCCCUCGGCCUCAACACCUCCACCACCCACUCCGCAAUCUGGUACCUCGCCCGCCUGCACAAAUACUCCUCCUACGCCUUCUCCGUCUUCGCCACAUUCCACAUCGCCAACACAUCGCUCAUCCCCUUACUCACGCAAUCCGUGCCCGCCUCCGAACCCUACCUCCUCCUCACCCGCCCUUACUACCAAGGUUUUCCCAUGGAACCCCUCCUCGUCACGAUACCGAUCUACACCCACGUCCUCUCCGGUCUCGCGAUACGUGUGUUGAGACGGAAUCAAAAUGCCGCCCGUUACGGCGACGCCCAUUCCCAAGAAAACAAAGCCGUCUUCUUCACCCACUUCUGGCCGAAAGUCAGCGGCAUCGCGAAACUCGGAUACCCGCUCGCCGUCCUCGUGACGGGCCACAUGGCGAUCAACAGGUGGAUUCCGCGGAAACAUCUCGGCGGAAGCGUGGAAUUGGCGUACGUGAGUCACGCUUUUGCACGGCAUCCGAUCGUGGCGUAUGCGGGGUUCGCGGCGCUGAUGGGCGUGGGUGUGUUUCAUGUUACGUGGGGGUGGGCGAAGUGGUUGGGCUGGACGCCCGGGCAGGUGGUGACGCAGACGGGAUAUGAGAGGGAGGUGGCGAGGAAGAGGAGGUGGUAUGCGGUGAAUGGCGUGGCGGCGGGGGUUUUGGCGGUGUGGAUGGCCGGUGCGUUUGGGGUUGUGGCGAGGGGUGGGGAGGCGCUGGGUCGGAGAUGCACAAGCGAGGUGUUCCAAAAGAUGUCGGUGGCCGCUGGGCUCUCUCGCCGCGAGCCCAGAAUUCGCGCUGAUUACGUGGAGUACGCGACAGAGCUGAUCAUCGCGAAUAUGAUAGUGAACGGCUUCUCCCUCAUGCCAUACAAGACUGCCAGUGCCGGGAUUUUGAAAGGACAAAUCGACCCGCAGAACCAAUGCCAAUGGCUAUGCGUACAGCUACGACGGAAUGACGCAGAAGGGGCGGCCAUUGCGGUUCUCAUCGUCUACUGCCUGCUGGCCCUUGUACACGUUUUGUACAACCUGUUCUUCGACCCAAUAUUUUCCGGCACCUGGGAUACGGUGUCGGAAUUGACAGCUCGCUCACUGAAUCCCGAUCGCAUCACCUACAUGGAAAACACUGGAGCUGGCAUCCACUCCAAGCAUUCGUUGAAAGGAAAUGUACAAGUCCGUGUCAAGGACGAUGAUCGCCUUGAGAUUGUGUUUCCAGACACCAUGGGUGGAAGCGAGAUCGUUGUUCCUGGCAAGGCCUACCGCUGA